UUGCAGUUUACUUGCAAUUUUAGGAAGAAAAGCGCUGAAGAAGAAAAGAAAACGGAAGUGCGCAUCCAUAUUGAAGGAGACGGUGAAGAGCGUAAUUUUCCUCGUGUCAAAGAAGUUAUCGAAAAAUUUGGUGAACACUGUCGUAGUGUAGCGGAUUACCACGACAUAGUCGUCAAUUUGAUAUGGCGUUUCACUGAGAUUCAUAUUGAUAAGGCGAUUGCGUUUAUCAUGCUUCACAUCUGCGUUCAAGAGGUUGGUGCAAUGAAUAUACCGUAUAUCAUUUAUGUUGCUGUUACGUUGACAAAACCGAAGUAUACGAGGAAAAUGAGUUUUUGCGCCGCUGUAUGGACAUCGUGUGUUGUGAUCUUGAAGAUGAUCUAUCAAAUGGAAUUCAUUAAGGAGGACAUGUUGACAGUCUAUUGUGAGGAUCUCUAUGGUAUCAACGACACAGUGCAUGCACCGGAUUGGGUUGGACUACACAAAACCGAUGGGGUGUUCACGUACACAAGGAAUUACAUUCUUUUGACGAUACUCUUGGCAUUCCGUUCAAUCGUUGAACUACGUCAAUCUCUGCAUCGAUACGAGCGCGGUGAGAUGACUCCAGUAAAAGGGGUUCUAUUCAACAACAUCACCCGUCAGGAUCUGGAUCGUGAUCUUUGCAGUUGUUUCAAAUAUUUCGUCAAUUUCUUCUUCUAUCGCUUUGGUCUUGAGGUAUGUCUCAUGACAACAGUGAUAACGAUUGGCUUAAGAAGUGAUAUGUUGUCUGUGGUCUAUGCGAUAAUGCUUUUGAUAGUGCUGUCACUUGAACGUAAAAAACUAGCCAGUAUAUGGUCAUAUAUAGCAAUUUCUUUCGCCUUUUUAUUCACAUGGCAGUACAUUUUGUGUGUUGGAAUACCGAAAGCAUUCUGUCAAGCGGAUUUCUUCCUUCUUCUGUUCAUAUGUCAACAACUCGGCGUGUUUUACAUCGAAGCAAAUGAGCAGGAUUAUAUCGGUGGUACAAAUGAGUCGAUCGUCGAUGGCCCUUCCACACGUCACGGUCGUAAGGCGCUAUUCAAAAUUGACUCGGAUGAUAAGGCUGAAGAAGUGAACGAGCCAGCAUUGCCGGAUUUUGUUGGGAAAAUGGAUUCUUUGCUGGAUCGAUUGAAACGAAUAAUAUUCGUACAUCUUUAUUGGGUGACACUUUCGGUUGUUUUCGUUGCGGGCACGAGUCGUGUGACGUUGUUUGCAUUCGGCUAUGUCGUCGGAUGUUUCAUGUUUCUUUGGGUCGGAAACUCACUUUUCCUGAAACCAAUGAGAAUCACACUCGCACUAUGGAACAAGCUGAUCAUUUACAAUGCAUCAGUAAUAUUCGUCAAAAUAUCACUGCAAGUAGUUGGCUGUGUUUAUAUGAGUCAAAUGUACAAGAACUUCUGUUGGGUUAUACAGCUACUUGGAAUCGCAUGCCUGAAAACUGGUAUCAAACCCGAAAACAGUUAG
Molecule: messenger RNA, 1476 nt
Organism: Anisakis simplex (herring worm)
Lineage: Eukaryota; Metazoa; Nematoda; Chromadorea; Rhabditida; Anisakidae
Source: the annotation of a GenBank genome assembly